Messenger RNA from Gossypium arboreum, 1748 nucleotides. RefSeq names its product UDP-glycosyltransferase 91C1. The record is from RefSeq and is a predicted model, not a curated record. The transcript has a single exon. Gene Ontology annotation, molecular function: UDP-glycosyltransferase activity. Lineage: Eukaryota; Viridiplantae; Streptophyta; Magnoliopsida; Malvales; Malvaceae. The coding region runs from base 224 to 1657 and encodes 477 amino acids.
AAAACCCUACAUUCCAUUUCAUGCCAAGAAAGAUUUCAAAAGGUUUGAAGUUAAAAACAACCCACCUUUGCCUUGUUGACUUAUUCUUAGCCUCUAUCCAUAUAGCCCUUCUUCAUCAUCAAAAAUUAUCUCAAAUCUAUAACAUUAUGUUUUUCCUUUCAAAUCAUUAAUUUGGUGUAAGUAACUAGUGCUAGUUCAAGUUUUAUAUCCAGUGCUCAAUUCAAUGGAGAAGAGCAAAUCUCUGCACAUAGUGCUGUUCCCAUGGCUUGCAAUGGGCCAUUUCAUCCCAUUCUUUCGUCUCUCCAAGCUUUUAGCUCUAAAGGGUCAUAAAAUCUCUUUCAUUUCAACCCCAAGAAACCUCUCUAAACUUCCCAAAAUCCCACCAAAUCUAUCUUCUCAGAUUUCCCUAAUCUCUUUCUCUUUGCCUACGGUUCCCAACUUACCAUCCCUCGCAGAGUCUUCCAUGGACAUUACUCAUAACCAGCAACAACCACUUAAACACGCCCUUGAUCUGCUACAACCACAACUAGCUUCCUUCCUUCAAUCCUCGAAACCUGAUUGGAUCAUUUACGACUACGCUUCUCAUUGGCUUCCCUCGGUUGCAUCUCAGCUAGGUAUCUCACGGGCUUUCUUCGCUGUUUUUACAGCUGCUUGCUUAUCUUUCAUGGGUUCACCGUCGACGUUGAUCGGCAGUGGUGAUGACGGUGAUGAUGCAAGAUCAACGGCUGAGGAUUUCACGACAAUCCCCAACUGGGUUCCUUUUGAAUCUAACUUAGCUUAUCGUUUGCAUGAAAUCACUAAAUAUAUUGAACGAACGGACGAGGAUAACUUUGGACCGCCCGACACUGUCCGGUUCGGUAUUACGAUUCAACAGAGUGAUGUUGUUAUCGUUAGAAGUUCUACCGAGUUUGAACCGGACUGGUUCAAUCUUCUAGGCGGGUUAUAUGAAAAACCGGUGAUACCGGUCGGGUUUUUACCGCCGAUACUGGAAGAAUCCGAUGAAAUCCAAGAUGAUGAAAAAUGGGCUGCUGUUAAAACGUGGUUAAACAAACAGAGAGUCAACUCAGUGGUUUACGUAGCGAUGGGGACUGAAGUUCAUUUAAGUAAAGAAGAACUCGGUGAGUUGGCUAUUGGGUUAGAGAAAUCAGGUUUACCCUUCAUUUGGGUAUUGAAGAACUCACCGGGGACAGGUGAGUCAGAGUUCGAGAUGUUACCUGAUGGGUUUAAGGAGCGAGUCAAAGGACGUGGGUUUCUUUACAUGGGAUGGGCUCCACAAGUGAAGAUACUGAGUCAAGACUCAAUAGGGGGAUUCUUGACUCACUGUGGUUGGAACUCAGUUAUAGAGGCAUUAGGUUUAGGGCGAGUUUUGGUAAUGCUUCCAAUGUUGAAUGACCAAGGAUUGAAUGCAAGGCUGUUGAAUGAAAAAAAAGUGGGGUUAGAGAUACCGAGAAACGAGUUGGAUGGGUGGUUUACAAGCGAGGCGGUGGCUGAGUCGGUUAGGUUGGCGGUGGUGGAGGAAUCGGGGAAGGUGUUGAGAGAAACAGCGAAAGCCAUGAAGGGGUAUUUUGGGGAUUUUGGGAAGAACGAUGGGUAUGUGGAUAAAUUUGUUAGUCAACUUGUGGAUUAUAGGAAAUGGGCAGGUGACAGCAACUGCUAGCUUUUUAUAUUUGAAUAAAUAUGAGAAUAUGUACCAAAUUAAUAAAAUCUAAAAAAAAAAGAGGGGAUUUCCGUCUUGAUUGCCUUCUUAA